AUGGCGGUGGCACGGAAAAUCAAAACUUUGUUGACGGUGAACAUCUUGGUCUUCGUGGGCAUCAUCCUCUUCUCCGUCUACUGCAGGAUCCAGGACCGCUCCCAGGAGCUGGUGCAGAUCGUCCGGAGCGCGGACCGCCGGGCCAGGAGCCGCGGCGCCAAGGUGGGCAGCCUGGCCGACAGGGAGUCCAUCCUGCAGCGCCUGGACCACCUGGAGGAAGUGGUCUACAACCAGCUCAAUGGUUUGGCAAAGCCCAUGGGAUUAGUUGAAGGUCCAGGAGGUUUGGGCCAGGGGGGAAUGGCUGCUACCCUGAGAGAUGACAGCCAUGAAUCAGAGACUAAGUAUGAAGAAUAUGGUUACAAUGCCCAACUCAGUGACAGGAUAUCACUGGACAGGUCCAUCCCUGACUACAGACCAAAAAAGUGCAAGCAGAUGACCUACCCAGAGGACCUGCCCCAGAUCUCGGUGGUGUUCAUAUUCGUCAACGAGGCUCUCUCUGUCAUCCUGCGCUCCGUGCACAGCGUGGUGAACCACACCCCGUCCCACCUGCUCAAGGAGAUCAUCCUGGUGGAUGACAACAGUGACAACGUUGAGCUAAAGUUUAACCUGGACCAGUAUGUCCAUAAGAGGUACCCAGGGCUGGUGAAGAUCGUGCGCAACACCAAACGGGAGGGGCUGAUCCGAGCCAGGAUCCAGGGCUGGAAAGCAGCAACCUCUCCUGUGGUCGGCUUCUUCGAUGCCCACGUGGAGUUCAACAUUGGCUGGGUGGAGCCCGCGCUGACCCGCAUCAAGGAGGAUCGCAAGCGGAUCAUCCUGCCCGCCAUCGACAACAUCAAGUACAACACCUUCGAGGUGCAGCAGUAUGCCAACGCUGCCCACGGCUACAACUGGGGGCUCUGGUGCAUGUACAUCAUCCCCCCACAGGACUGGCUCGACAAAGGGGAUGAGUCAGCUCCCAUCAGGACACCAGCCAUGAUCGGAUGCUCUUUUGUGGUGGACCGAGAGUAUUUUGGUGAGAUUGGCCUGCUGGACCCUGGCAUGGAGGUCUAUGGAGGGGAAAACAUUGAAUUAGGCAUGAGGGUGUGGCAGUGCGGGGGCAGCAUGGAGGUGCUGCCCUGCUCGCGCGUGGCGCACAUCGAGCGCACCAAGAAGCCCUACAACAACGACAUCGACUACUAUGCAAAGCGCAACGCCCUGCGCGCCGCCGAGGUCUGGAUGGAUGACUUCAAAUCCCACGUCUACAUGGCCUGGAACAUCCCCAUGGCAAACCCCGGAGUUGACUUUGGAGACGUUUCUGAGAGAAUUGCUCUGCGACAGCGGCUGCAGUGCCGGAGCUUUAAGUGGUACUUGGAGAACGUGUACCCUGAGAUGAGGGUUUACAACAACACAGUCACUUAUGGAGAGGUGCGGAACAGCAAAGCCAGUGGCUACUGCCUGGACCAGGGGGCCGAAGAGGAUGACAAAGCCAUCCUUUAUCCAUGCCAUGGAAUGUCCUCCCAGCUUGUCCGCUACAGCUCGGAAGGUGUCCUGCAGCUGGGGCCACUGGGCUCCACCGCCUUCCUGCCCGACUCCAAAUGCCUGGUGGACGAUGGCAAGGGCAGGACACCCACCCUCAAGAAGUGUGAAGACGUCCUGAGGCCAGCACAGAGGUUCUGGGAUUUCACACAGAAUGGUCCAAUCAUCAGCAGAGACACUGGCCGUUGUCUAGAAGUGGAGAUGUCAAAGGAUGCAAAUUUUGGGCUCAGAUUAGUUGUACAGAGGUGCUCGGGGCAGAAAUGGAUGAUCAGAAACUGGAUCAAACACGGUCGGCACUGACUGUGCUGAGCUGCCUCUCCUGCUGGUGUCCAUUGCUCAGUGUGCCAUAUCUCGUGGGGCAUUUGUCUUCAAGCAAAUUACUUUGAACAGCUCUUGGCUCUCAAGAGUCCUCCAUGGUUGGGCAU
Messenger RNA from Sturnus vulgaris (Common starling), 1940 nucleotides. RefSeq names its product polypeptide N-acetylgalactosaminyltransferase 9 (gene GALNT9). NCBI's taxonomy places the organism in Eukaryota, Metazoa, Chordata, Aves, Passeriformes, Sturnidae. Gene Ontology annotation, cellular component: Golgi apparatus. Gene Ontology annotation, biological process: protein O-linked glycosylation. The record is from RefSeq and is a predicted model, not a curated record. Gene Ontology annotation, molecular function: polypeptide N-acetylgalactosaminyltransferase activity.